AUGGGGCGCUGGCUUCUCGUCGAAGCGCGCACCGAGCAUCCCGGCGGCAUCCAGAGCAAGACGGCUCGGGGACCGAGUUGCGAAAUGGCUGUCGCGGCUUUCAGUGUCACAUGGCCGCCGCUGCCUACUGGCCGAGCUUGCUUAGCGGAUUAUGAGCUGUGA
This is a messenger RNA of Chaetomium globosum CBS 148.51, 162 nucleotides long. RefSeq lists its product as uncharacterized. Bases 1 to 162 code for a protein of 53 amino acids. Lineage: Eukaryota; Fungi; Ascomycota; Sordariomycetes; Sordariales; Chaetomiaceae. The transcript has 2 exons. The record is from RefSeq and is a predicted model, not a curated record.